AUGUUGGAUAGAUCUCGGCCGCGGGUCCCGUUCCGUGUGGAGGAGAAAUAUCGUUGUAAAGACGGAGUCCCUCUCUGCAAGGAAGACGUGCCUUCCUUCCUGCGCUUAGACAUCUUUUGCUGCUGCAAGGAGACACUUCCUGUUGCUUUCAGCCAGGAGGAUUACAGCACUGUGCCUGGACUGCGGCCUUGCCGAGAUUGUGUGAAGCGCCACCUUCAGAUCAUACCAAUGAUGCCACAACUUGCCCCGCCAAAAAUUCCAGAGGGAGAACGAGUUGACUUUGAUGACAUCCAUAGGAAGCGCAUGGAAAAAGAUCUCUUGGAGCUUCAGACUUUGAUUGAUGUCCACUUUGAACAGCGCAAAAAGGAAGAGGAGGAAUUAAUUGGAUUAAAAGACAGAAUAGAACGGCGCAGAGCUGAACGUGCUGAGCAACAAAGGUUUAGAACUGAAAAAGAGCGGGAGAGACAAGCCAGAAUGGCGGAAGAAAAAAUGAGAAAAGAAGAGGAAGAGGCCAAAAAACGUGCUGAUGAUGAUGCCAAGAAGAAAAAAGUGCUUUCCAACAUGGGUGCACAGUUUGGGGGUUAUCUCAUGAAGGCAGAGCAGAGAAGAGGAAAGAGACAGACAGGACGUGAAAUGAAGAGAAAAAUACUGGCGGAGAGGCACAAACCUUUGUGUAUUGAUUACAUGAAUGAAAAUCAGCUGAGGGAAAAGGCUAAGGAACUGACAGACUGGAUGUCUCAGCUGGAAUCAGAGAAGUUUGAUCUCAUGGAGAAACUGAAAACUCAACGAUAUGAGAUUAAUGUCCUGUACAAUCGCAUCAGCCAUGCACAGAAGUUCAAGAAAGGUGCAGGAAAAGGCCGUGUUGGUGGACGCUGGAAAUGAGAAGCCAUGAUAAUUGCUUGCCUUCCCUGAAGUACCUUAAUGUGGGCAUUCUUUCCCUGCAGUCUGCAUCUUG
Molecule: messenger RNA, 955 nt
Organism: Nanorana parkeri
Lineage: Eukaryota; Metazoa; Chordata; Amphibia; Anura; Dicroglossidae
Gene: TNNT1
Product: troponin T1, slow skeletal type
Exons: 10
Coding region: 1-882 (293 amino acids)
Biological process (GO): regulation of muscle contraction; slow-twitch skeletal muscle fiber contraction; sarcomere organization
Cellular component (GO): troponin complex
Molecular function (GO): tropomyosin binding; troponin T binding
Source: RefSeq, a predicted model, not a curated record